Phlebotomus papatasi is the source of this 9901-nucleotide messenger RNA. RefSeq names its product protein phosphatase 1 regulatory subunit 12A (gene Mbs). The record is from RefSeq and is a predicted model, not a curated record. Bases 653 to 3952 code for a protein of 1099 amino acids. NCBI's taxonomy places the organism in Eukaryota, Metazoa, Arthropoda, Insecta, Diptera, Psychodidae. The transcript is spliced from 18 exons. Gene Ontology annotation, molecular function: phosphatase regulator activity; enzyme inhibitor activity; protein kinase binding. Gene Ontology annotation, cellular component: cytoplasm.
UCAAAGCUGUGUAGAAGAAGAAGAAGAAGAAACUCCAUCACGGUCGGUUCGCUCUUGCACAUUGACAGUUCUCAGGAUUUUUCUCCCCGAAAAAAGUGAUCCGUGUGCGAUAAAUCCGUGUCGUGAGUGCCCCCAAAAGUCUCAAAAUCUAUUCUCAGUGUCCCGGGGCGUGUGUGUGCGAUAGUGCUGUGAGCGGGGUGUGCGGGAAAGUGGCAAAAAGUGAGGUGGAAAAAUGUUGUGUAACUCGUUGCUGGAAUAAAGCAGGCGCACAUCUUGCGUUUCUGUUUCAUCCCCUCGCCCCCCAUUGAGAUUCCUUGCCAUUUGGCGCUCCCGGAGAGCCAAGUGCCCCUCAUCUCGCCUGGCUGGAGCUUUAAUGAGGCGCCCCCCGUGGUAGCUGUGACAAGUGCUGAGUAGUGUGCUGGCGAUUUUCAUGAAAUUUACUAUCACUUUAAAAUUUCCUGAAAUUUCACUGAAGAUCUCAUGAAAUUUUAAAAGAAAAAUGAAAAAUUGCUUUUUCUCGCUCCCAAAUUGUAAAUUUUCAUGAAAAUUCGUCUAAAAUAUUUGGAUAGAGAUCCCAACCAAAAGUGCUUUUUGAGGAAAAAUCAAAGGAAAAAGAAUAAGUUAGAGAAAAAGUGUGAGUGUUAGUGAGAUCAUGGCUCUGGACGCCCGCAACAACUCGGCCCUCUUCAAGCGGGCCGAGCAGCUGAAACGCUGGGAAGAGUCGGACACAAACCAGGCGCCCGCGGUGCCCAAAAACGCCCACGCGCGCAAGGUUAAAUUCAGCGCCGGGUGUGUAUUCCUGGCAGCCUGCAUGGCUGGUGACAAAGAGGAAGUGCUGCGUCUGCUGGACCAGGAGAAUGCCGAUAUCAACACGUGCAACGUGGAUGGACUCACGGCUCUACAUCAAGCUUGCAUCGAUGACAAUUUGGAUAUGGUGGAGUUUCUGGUGGAGCACGGAGCCGAUGUCAAUCGUGCCGACAAUGAAGGCUGGACACCUCUUCAUGCCACAGCUUCCUGCGGAUUCGUCAGCAUAGCGCGGUACUUAGUUGAGAGUGGAGCUGAUUUGUCGUUGGUCAGUAGCGAUGGGGAGCUUCCAAUUGAUCUCUCGACGUCCAAUAGCAUGGAAGAUCUUCUGCAGAAGCAUAUUGACGAGCAGGCGAUUGAUUGUGAGGAAGCUCGUUCGCGGGAGGAGAAGAUGAUGCUGAAGGAUGCUAAAAUGUGGCUGAGGAGUGAUGCUGCGGAGGUGGAUCGACCACAUCCGCGGACAGGAGCAACAGCACUCCAUGUGGCCGCUGCUAAGGGUUACACCAGGGUCCUGAGUCUUUUGCUUGCGGGACGAGCUAAUGUGGAUAAACAGGACAACGAUGGAUGGACACCACUUCAUGCUGCGGCUCACUGGGGCCAGAAGGAGGCUGCUCAGAUGCUCAUCACAUCACUGGCUGACAUUGACACGAAGAAUUUUGCCGGACAGACAGCGAUUGAUGUGGCUGAUGUGACGCUGGCGCGGUAUCUGGAUGAGAUUCGGAAGAAGAAGAACAAGAGGCGGCCUGGCAGUCAAACAAGAAUCCAAGACAAUAUGGAUUCAAAUAAUGAAACUCCUCCCAAGGUGAUUCGUGUGGAAGUGAAGCCAGAAUUGAAAGAUGAAGAGAGACCGAAAGCUCCGAGUGAACAGAUAUCCAAUCGUCCGGAAAUAAUUGAGGAGGAUUCUAACACUUGGAGACGACCAGGAAUUACAGCCACAAAGGCACGUGGACAGCCAGAAAGUCCACCGAAAAGUCAAGCAACAGACAAAGAGGUUCAACCAACGGACUCCGAAGUGAUAUUGAGACGAACACAGAGUUUUGAGCAUGAUGAAAAAUUUUAUCAAAAAUACCGAGAACUUCGUGCAAGAAUCAAGGCAAAUUCCUGCCCAGUCCUUCCGGCAACGCCGACAACGGGUGUUGGCGGGCCAAAGACUGUUGGGCUACAGGGCGGAGGAGGAGGAGAUGGUGGCGGAAAGACUGCAGUUGUAGUAAAUACAAAUCCUUCACAAACAUACUCUGUACAACGAUCAGCUUCACUCAAAGAUUACAGACAAAUAAGAAAAAAUCCAGUAUCUCCACCUCAGAGUCCAACAAGUCAAACGCCUACAACUACAAGUUCUGCACCAGUUAGAAGGUCAUUUGUGCCGCCAACUCGUGAUGAAGAAAGUGAAACACAGCGAAAAGCUCAUGCCAAACGUGUCCGGGAGACAAGAAGAUCCACCCAAGGAGUGACUCUCGAUGAGAUAAAGAGUGCUGAGGAGUUGGUGAAAAAGAAGAACCUCAACAAUAACAAUUCGAGUGCAAAUAAUGAGAAUCCAGCAACAGUUGCCACAAAUGACAGAGUUCCUGGAUCUGUUGAACAGAAGUCCGGUGGUCAGGUGGCUGCCGAAGUGCCGGCCAAGUCGACAGUAAAAGAGCCUGAGGAGACUGUCACGGCAUCUUAUACACUGACAGCCCCAUUGGCAUCGGCUGGAAAACGUGAUAAUGAUGAUAAAGUUGUUGCCUCGUACACCAUUUCCCCUCCGCCAGCUUCAGUUGCAAAUGAUGUGACAUUCAGAGCGUCAAUUCCGGCGCGUGAGGAUGAGGGUGGAAGAGGCAGUGGGGGAGAUGGUGGUGGCAAAGUGGGCACAACAAUAUCAGCGACCAUCAAUGUGCCUAGUAGCAACAAAAAGACUGAUUUGGAAGAAUUAACGAGAACAGCAUCACCGACUGUUAAGAGUAGUAGUUUUAGAUUUGACAAAUUGGCGAGUGAGCGAAAGGCAAAUGAGGAGAGUGGUAAGCAGGAGGCACCGGAACCGCCAGAGCGUGUUUCGCGCUACAAGAGAUCCCUCUUUGACAUGGACAAUGCCAGUUCGCUGUCACUGGCGGAGAAACUCCGCAAUGAAGCCAAUAAAUACUCAGAGGCUAGUCGUGCCACUGUCAUUUCCACGGCGGCGCCCGAAAAGACGACCAGCGAGGAGAUGGGCAGCAAGGCUGAGACACCACAGUCUUCGCCACUGCAUCAGGCAACUCCCGACAGACGUCCCUCGUGGCGACUAAAGGUUGACACUGGGAGCAAGUUUAAAUUGGAGGAAGUGACGAGUGGUUCGGAUGCGACAGUGGCCACAACGGGCAGCAGUCCUACUGCCACAGUGGCGCCCAGUUUGAGCGUCCAACGACGACCAAAUAGCAUUAUAAGUGGUUCAACGGCCACAACAACCACCACUGUCACCCUCAAUCCGCGUCCCGUGUCCGUGCCCCUGUUGCCCAGUUCAGCUGCCGCCCUCGAGGCCCAGCAAAAUGAUCGGUCACCGUCGAAGGGAACCGCCGUGGUGACCAAUGAUGCGGAGUCGCUGAGACGAUUCAAAAAUAGUGAUGACAAAGAAAAUGAUAAAGAAAAUGAUAGUCGAAGUGUUCAAGCAACUCAAGCAGUUAUUCAGCGACGAAGACGUCCCAAAAGGCGAUCCACUGGAGUCGUUCACGUUGAUAUGGAUGAAAUUGAUCCAGAACGCCAAGAAUCACCAGUUGAUGGCGAUGACAAAGAGUCUGGGAGUGAGCAACCAUCCUCGAGAUCUCGUCUUCAGUCAUCAAGUUCAGUGGAUCAGUCGGAAAGUAAAUCAGAAGCUGGGGACGUUGAGGAGAACGGCGAGUUGAUUGACUAUAAAGCUCUCUAUGAAGCUUCCAGAAUCGAGAUAGAGAAAUUAAAAUCGCAGUUGCAGAAGAAGGAGGAUACACUGCAAAGCACCAAAGCGGCUCUAGAACGAUUCACAAAUGCUACAACCAAAAAUUCAUUGUCUGAACUGGAGAAACGCGAGCGAAGAGCAUUGGAGAGGAAACUAUCAGAAAUGGAGGAGGAAUUGAAGCAACUUGAAGGUCUCAAGACAGAAAAUAAGCGGCUCAAGGAUGAAAAUGGAGCCCUUAUUCGUGUGAUUAGUAAAUUAAGUAAAUGAGAGAUUUUUAAAUUGAAUUCUUUUUAGUAGCUUAUUGUAUCCCUCAUGAAGAAGAAAAGAAAACUCCAAUUUUACAAUUACAAAAAAAAACUACUAUGCGGUAAACUAUGGAGAAAAAGGUGAAUGAAUAGCUAAUCAAAGUUUAAAAAGGCCUUUUCCUUCAGAUUUUUUAAACUAAUAACUAUUGGCGUCGUAAAAUUCAAAGUGUCUAAGAAAAAAAAAAACUAUAUUAUAAAAUCUUUUUUAACAAUAACAAUUUUACAGUAAUGAUAGUCGUAUUUGAUAUUUAAAUAAUAAUUAUGUGUAUUUAAAAAAACAAACAAACAGUGAAAGAAAAAUUUUAUCUUUAAAAUCUGCAGAAAAUGUUCAAAAGAUGGGAGUAUGAACAUGAUUUUAGUGAAUUGAAAAUUUUCGAGGAUUUUUUUGUGUCUUUUAUAAUACAGUAAACUAUUGUAAUUUGAUAUGCGAGAAAAUUGCAAAAGAAAUAACGAAAACAACAAUAAUAAUAAUUUCUACAAUACUUUUUUUCUUUCUUUCAUAAAUAUUAAUUGUGUAACAAAUGUUAGAGAAUAAUUUUUACUGUUGCAUCAAAAUGAAAAAGUAAAUGAAUCAAAGAAAAAUGAUGAGAAAACAACGGAAAAUAAAAAAAAUCUUUUUUUGAGAAAGAAAAGAAUAUGAAACAGUCAAUUAGCAACACAGUAAAAAAAAUCAGUGAAACUUUCAGUUUUUAGCGAGGAAAAAAAAUUAGAAAAGAAUAUUUACUUUUUAAGCUGAGACGAUAAUUAUUAAUUGUAAUAGAGUAUUUUUAGCUGCAAAAAGAAUGAGAGAAAAAAAUUAAUCAAAAUGAUAUUUUUACACGGAUAUAAACGAUAAUGUGGAAUUUUCUGUGCGCGCGCGAUAAGAAAAAUUGGUGGAAAAAAUUAGAGCUUUACCGUAAGGAUUUUUUUUUAAAUGUCUUAUCUUACAAUAAGGUAUUGGAUAAAUAAGCUCCGCCCUGGAAUAUUUUAUCUCCACGCCUAUUUCACGAAUUAUUAAAAAUUAAAGUUGAGAUGUGGUUUGGAGUUGUUUUUUAAUUAAGCGUACAGCCCAUUCUUUACCAAUUUCAAUUCCAGGAUCAUUCAAUUUUUAAAGAACCCUCCUACAAAAAAUAAGCCACGCCCCCUAAUGAACUCAUUCACGUAAUUGAACGUGAAGGUUAUUUGAAAAUUCAUAACUUUUAAAAUGUUUUCUUACAGUAUUAAGUCGGGGCUUUAAAAAGGGCUUCAGCCAAGAAAAAAGCAAACGACAUAAACUCAGAAAUUCAAAAACAAAUAACUAAAUUAUUCACUAAAAUGAGUGUUAAAUUCCAAGGACAUAAUGAAGGAAUGAAUUUUGUGGAACAGCGAGCGAUUUAUCGGCAUUUGCGAAAAAUAAUGCAAUUUCUCGAUUUUUUUUUUGUCAAAAUCGGCGUGAUCUGAUCUGUUCUGAUCUUCUGUUCACAAUCAUUCAAUUUUGCAAUCUUUACGCAAAUGUCUCGCGAUCUAUGUGGAAAAAAUUAGUACUAUCUGGCGAUUAUUUCUAUUACUUGCGCUAAUAUCUGGCGAGCUUUGUGGAACACAUUAUAAGAUCUAUUGAUUUUUGCCGAAAACCGUGCGAUUUAUCAUCCUUUUUGCAAAAGUACGAUCUUCUUCCUUCAAUCACUCAAUUUUACGAUCUUUGCGGAAAAGCCUCUCGAGCUUUUUAUCUCUGUCCAACAUAUUACGCGAUCUAUCAAUCUUUGUUGAAAAAUCAGUGCGAUCUAACGAUUUUUUCAUAAAACCAGCUCCAGGUAAUAUUUUUGCCAAAAUUAUGUAAUUUUGCAAUUUUUCGAUCUUUUCGUAAAUUUCCCACAAUCUGACGAUCUUUGUGGCAGAAAUUCUGCGAUCUAUUGAUCAAAACACAAAAAACGGGAAAAAUUAUCGAUUUAGGGCGGAAUCACAUUGACAGUAAAAUGCUCACCGUAUUUCGUUAAUUUUCGCAUUUUCAUUGCAAUUCUAAUGCAAAUUUUCCAUUACCGUAUUACCUUAUCAUAUAUUCGGUGGAAAUAUGUGAAAAUAAUAUAUGAAAAUUGAAGAAAUAAAACGAAAAUGCGAUAAACGGUGAGCAAAAAAAACUGUACGAAUAAUUUCUCUUACAGUUUUUUUGCUCACCGUUUAUCGAACUUUCGUUUUAUUUCUUCAAUUUUCUUAUAUUAUUUUCACCUAGUGCCAUCGAGUAUGAGAUAAGGCAAUAUGGUAAUGGAAUAUUUGCGUAAGAAUUGCAAUUGAAAUGCGUAAAUUAACGAAAUACGGUAAGGCUACGGCGACCAUUUUAUUGUCAAUGUGAUUCUGGUAAAAAUCAGCGCGAUUUUUAGAUCUUUGUGGAAAUCAUGCAAUCUAACGAUCCUUGUACAAAAAAUUAGUGUGAUCUAGCAAUUUCCCUCUAGAACCAGUGCCACUUUAUGGUAUUUUUGCCAAAGUCAAACUUGCGAUUUUUCCACAAAUGCCUCGCGAUCUUUCCAUCUUUUUGUGGAACAUAUGCAAUCUAUCAAUCUUUGUUAAAAAAAAUUCAGUGUGGAGUGGACUAAUGAUUUUUCCACAAAAACCAACACCAAAAGAAUAUUUUUGCCAAAAUCAUGGAAUUUUUCGAUCUUCGUGAAAAAAUAGCGCAACCUGCCGAUUUUCCUCUCUUAAUCAUGCAAUUUUGCGGUCCUUGAUCACGAUCUGGUGAUAUUUGUGGAACAAUUUCUGCGAUCUAUUGAUUCUUGCGUAAAAACGUGUGAUUUAUCUACCUUUGUGAUAAAAUCAAGAUGAUCUGGCGAUAUUUGUGCCAAAACCAACAAGAUCUAACACGAUUUUUUAACGCGAUCUUCCUUACAUAAAUCUUGUGUAAAUGUCUUACGAUGUGGCGCUUUGUCUGAAAUGUUGUGCAAAAACCAGGAUUAUCCGGUAAACUUUUUUCUCGAAAUCGGCGAAAUCUGACGAUCUCUUUGCUACAAUAAUGCAAAUAUUUAUCCCUUGCAAUCUAUGGACUAUUGUGCGUUGCAGCGAUCAUUUAUGCACAAUUAAGGGAGAUAAGAUAAAUUUAUUCAUCAGCAAUUGUUUUCGAAGUACAGUUUCGUUUUUACGAGAUGCUGUAGACCGCCGUCUUAGCCGUCAGCGGCGACCGCCGUCUUAGCGUUGCUUUCGAAGUUCCAGAACAAAACGGUGGAAAAGUUUUUUUUUCUAAGAUUGUAUGUGCCAGUGAUGUAAGAGCAUGAUCGACUUUUUCGAACACAAAAUCCCAGUAAAAUAAAAGAAAAAAACAAAAACAGAAGAUUCUGUAAGGCAUUUGGCACAAAAUCCCAUGAUAAAAAGAGGAACAUAAACCCUAAUCUUGAUAUAUUUGUAAAAUAUAUCACUUAAACAGAAGUUUUUAGAGUUGUUAACCUGAAGAAUAUGUUCCUGGUCUCAAACUAUAAAGCUACUCAAAAUAUUCAGUGUUUCUGUCAGUUUUUUAAGGGAAUUGUAUUCAUCGAAGUCAAUUUUUCUCAUUAUUUAAUUUAUUCGAGAUAGAAAACAUACGUUGCGAUAAAAAUCGUCUUCCGUAAACCAGCAUAGAUCUUCCUAAAUCAAAAGAUCAAUUUGAGAACUUCCUAAUUACACCUUCCAAAGCUUCCAUCUGGGUAUCUUCCAAAUUUAGUAGCAGAUCUUGAAGAAAGAGUCAUGCAAAAAGUGCCUUUUCUGAAUCAUUGGGAUCUAGAAGCAUUUAUCUAAAUUCUCUAAAACGUUGUAAACUAAGGGUAUGACCUAGAGAUGGUAAAAUUUCAGAAAUUUCACAGCAGUCGCCACCUACUUUAGGCGGAAAUUCGUGAAAUUUCUUAAAAUUUAUCAACUCUAGUAUGACCAUUCUAAGUAGUAGAAUUUAUCAAAUUCGGUUUUAGUCUUUGUCAAACUUUUUAUUAAAAAAAAACAACAGGAUCAUGAUUGCCUUAGCAGAUCGUUUUUAUGCAGUAUUGCUCAAUAUUAAUUGUCUUUAUGUACAGAGAGUUGUCAAUCAGACUAAAUGAUACUACCGGCUCAAUUGUACGCACUGAGCCCAAACAGAAGUAGAUUUUGCUUCUCCAAUAGUGUCUUGGAUGAAAGGUAAAUGGAGCUCUAAUUGCACAAAAAAUCGUUGAAGUUCGAAGAAUUCAAAUUCAAUUUCGAAUUUUCAUACUAAAUUUUCGAACAAGGUGGAAAAAAUUUAUCAAAUAUCACACUAGAAAGCUGGCAAAAGUGUUACUCAGUGAUUAUGGACUGAUUAAAUACUGGAACAAGAACAGUAGACGUCAUUGUUCUGUAUUUUUUUCCUCAGAAAAUGUAAAGACCGUCACAUUUUGACACUUGAGCACUUCGAAAUUUGAACAGGAUGUAACUCCUGCCACCUUCCGAAAGUAUUAAGAAGUAAGAAAUUUGGAUCUUCAAAUAGAUUUUCGAAUUUUUCAAGAUCAACUUCUGUACGGAAAAACUAUAUCGUUCUCAAAAUAUCGCAACUCUGAGUUUUCGAUUGAAGUGCAAAAUGCAAUUGGUUAAGGUCGUGUAGCAAAUCAAGCACAGCAUGUGGCCUCUAGUAGCUCAGUUGGCAGAGCACUCAUCUAGUUAACGAGAGGUCUCCAGUUCGAUCCUGAGUGGAUGCAGGAAUUUUUCCUAUCUCCACUCUGGAGAAGACUGGACUUAUCCAUCGUCGUCUUAAAACUCUUCAGAACCUCCAGCAGAAAACCUUCGGGAGGUUUCUUCGUUGGUUUAAAGUGGUUCAAUUUUAAAGCCUAGCCGAGUUUAUAAGGCUUUCGUAUUUAAUUCAAGCAGAAACUGAUAAAAUCGUGCUUUAAUGAGGAUCAUUUGUCUAUUAUGUUUAUGACUAGCUCAAGGGGGCGUGGCUUAAUUUUCCAUGAAUACGUUUUUUCACACUAGCUCACGAUCGAAAUCCUUGAAUGCCUUAGGAAAGCAACAAUCCCAGCGAGCACAGUUAGCUGAAAAAAGCAGUGUUUUCAGCAUAUUUUUGCUGAGUAUCAGCAAAAUAUGCUGACCGGUAAGCAGUUCUAGAAUAAAAACUGCUAACCAAAUAUAUUGAAAAGGCACUACUUCGCGAGUUUCAUUUUAAGGUUAACAGAAUUCAGCUGAAAAUAUAUACGUUUUCAGCUGAAUUGAACUUACAGGAUUUAAGCUAAAAGGGGCGUGACUUAAAACUACUUGGGCGGAGCUUACUCAGUAGUUACUAUAACUACUCUCCUGUAAAAUAUGCAAUUAAAAAAAAACUACGGUAAAGUAAAGAUAAAAACUUAUUUGUGAGUAAAAUAAAAAUUAGAGGAGAAAACGAAAUAUUUUUGCUAAAUGACAAAAAUGCGUCCAAAAUUUUUUACCUAAAAAAAACCUCGAAAUUGUAGCAUCAAAAUUGCAAAUUUUUCACAUCGAGGAAUAUUUCUUUAAUUUUUCGGAAGAAUCUUUUUGUUAAGUGUCCAAACCUAAGAGUAAAUCUUUUACCGAUCUCGAAUGUUUUUUUUUUUUUUUAAUUUGUUUAGCAUUUCGCAAAAGAGCAAAAGAAAUUGUUAUUUUUUCUAUAAAAAAAAACUCAUCGAAAUUGUGCAAGAAAAUUAAAGUAUUUUCUUGCCUGAAGGAUGAAACAGGAGAAAAAAACACAGAGUUUAUUUCAAGAGAUAAAAAAGGUGUUAUUUAGUAGCUGUAUUUUACUCAUUUUACCCUAUUUUGUAGGUUUCUUUCUUCAAUUUAAGAGUAUUAGCCAUUUAUUUAUUUUCUUUUCUCACUUGUAUUAAAAAUAAAGUAAAGCAAAAAAAAGUUGAUAAAAUGCAAAGAAGAAAAGGAGGAAUGUGUUGCCUUGAAGAACAACACAAUGAACAAAAAAAAACCACUUUAAUAAUACAAUUUGCAUUGUAAUAAUUUUUAAAUUAAUAAAUUUCUCGUCUGAAAAUGUGAA